Messenger RNA from Oppia nitens, 1874 nucleotides. It is a transcript of the gene Srp68, whose product is annotated as signal recognition particle subunit SRP68-like. The record is from RefSeq and is a predicted model, not a curated record. The transcript has 5 exons. Gene Ontology annotation, molecular function: 7S RNA binding; endoplasmic reticulum signal sequence receptor activity; signal recognition particle binding. NCBI's taxonomy places the organism in Eukaryota, Metazoa, Arthropoda, Arachnida, Sarcoptiformes, Oppiidae. Bases 67 to 1782 code for a protein of 571 amino acids. Gene Ontology annotation, biological process: SRP-dependent cotranslational protein targeting to membrane. Gene Ontology annotation, cellular component: signal recognition particle, endoplasmic reticulum targeting.
CAUAACUGAUGUGAGGAUUGCUGUCAAUCACGUGAUUCAAUCAAUCAGUUAGUUAUCGUCACAACUAUGGGUGAGAUCGACGUGUCUUCAGGUGAUUGCAUUGAUUUAGUGGUCAAUCACACCACUGAUGUCUCACAUAAGGAUAGCAUUUCAUUUGAAAUUCUUCAUGUGGUCAAAGAGACUCAGAGCCAACACGGACUCAAACACGGAGACUAUCAUCGAUAUCGACAAUACUGUAGUCGACGUCUUAACCGACUGAGACGAUCACUAAAUUAUGUCCAGAGCUCGGGUAAAGCGCGCUCUACAUAUCAGCCUAAACUUGUAACCAAUCAGUUGGUCACUGAGGCUAAGACAGCAAAGAAGGAUCCCAUCAGAUAUUUGAUGAUACCGUUGAUGUGCGCCGAAAGGAGUUGGGCUCACGCUAUGCAACUCAAACAAGAGGCCAAUACAGAGCCGCGCAAGAAGUUUCAUAUGAUGAGGAAGUAUAAGAAAGCAGUGAAUUAUGGUAACAGUUUGCAGACCAUUUGUAACACUGAACCGACCAAAUGUGACGCUCGCACUAAACUAGAGGCCAGUGCUUAUGCCUCAUACCUGACGGGACUGUUUUAUUUUGAGACUGAAGAAUGGAUUAAAGCGAGUGAGUUCCUCAAGAAGGCUCAAACUAUAUAUGAAAAGCUCUUCCAAACCAUUGCUGACGAAGAAGUGGCCGCUCAUUAUAAACAACGAUGCGAUGAAAUCAAACCCACUCUCAGAUAUUGUGCUUUUAAUAUUGGAGAUCAAAAUAUUGGGGCUCAAGAUCUGAGCCGAAUGCAGAGUGAGGUCAAUGAAAUGGAUGACCAGUUAUUGGUUAAUAAGUUAGACCAAUUAAUACUUCAGGCCCGAGAAAAACAAUCGGUAACAUUAAGUGAAAUUCAAUGGUUAGGCAAAACAAUUUCGAUUAAACAAGAAAAGAUCCGCACGUUUUUAUUGCUAAUACAAGAUCUGGUCAUCGGAUCAGCAAAAGUGUCUCAAAUUGAGAAAAUUAUUUUUGAAUGUCGGGAUUGUCUUCAACUCUUAAGAGAAACAAAUCAAGAAAAGAGUUUAUUAUUUAAUUACUUAUCAUAUUUAAGACUUGAUCUAACAAUUGGACGUAAUUUGCAACUCAUAAAGACAUUACAAAAUUCAUCGGAAAUGAUCCGUCCGUUUGAAAUCAUUAUCGGAAGCUUUAAUGAGAUGCAGUCAUUGCCUUUGGAACAGUUCUAUGGCUCGAGUAAUGCGUUGGACUUAUUUAACAAACAAAUUGAAGCAAAAAUAACAACUUUCAAGGCUUUCCGAUGCUAUCAUAUCGGAAAUUUCAAUAAAAAUAAUUGGAAAGAAUCGGUGGCUCUUCUUCAUCGGUCCACUCAGUACUGUAAAGAUGCCAUCAAUGAUCCCAACACUACUAAUGAAAUGAAAUCAGAAUUGAAGCAAUUGAUGUCCAAAUCAGAGUCUGAGAAGUUUACUCUUUACGCCAAUAAUUUAAUGAAAGAUGAGUUGUCAUCUGAAACGAAAGUUAAGACAAAUAAAGACAUUCCUCCUUUGAUAUCACGUUUGGACACUUACUAUGAAGAUAGCGAACUAUUAACUGGUAAUUCAUCUUUAGCUGAAUUUCCGCCACAAUUUAAAGCGAUUCCAUGCAAACCUUUAUUUUUUGAUUUGGCUUUAAAUCACAUAAAAUUCCCGUCACUUGAGACUGAAACUAAUCCAAAAAAUACAGGGAUUACUGGUUUCGUCAAAGGAUGGCUCGGCGGUUGGCGAAAGUAACCAUUUACCGGUAUUUGUUUUACCGGUAAUACAUACACUUUAUAAAACUCAAAAAACUAAUAGUAACUAUCAUUUCUGUCAAAUUCAAUAAU